ACCACCAGCUCCAUUCUCUCCACUUUCCCUUCUCAAAUUCACAUCCCAACUCCAUUUCCAUCCAUUGUACUGAAAAUCCCAACAAAAAAUUGGAAAAAAAAUGGCAACCCGCCCUGACCAGCCGCAGACACAGCACUCAACUAGUCAGGUGAUAAAAACCACCACAGCAGUCACCGUGGGGGGUUCACUCAUGGUUCUAUCGGGGCUGACACUGGCUGGAGCAGUGAUAGGCCUAGUUUUGGCAACGCCCCUUUUGGUGAUUUUCAGUCCUGUGCUAGUCCCAGCUGCUGUAACCUUCUUUCUGAUUCUUGCAGGGUUCUUCAUCUCUGGAGGUCUUGGCGUAACUGCCACCUUUAUUUUCUACUGGAUGUUCAGGUAUGCGACUGGGAAGCACCCCAUCGGUGCAGAUCAGCUGGAUCGUGCGAGAGAAAAGAUUGCUCAUGCAGCUAAGGAGAUGAGGGACAAAGCUGAACAUUUUGGGCAGCAGGCUCAGCAGCAGAUUAAAGGUUCCCCAGAUCAAGAUACUUGAUGGAAUAUUGUGCAUGCAAUUAAUGUAUGAUGAUGCAUGAAUAAACUCUGUGCUUUAGUUAGCCGGGAUUGUGACUUUGUAUGGAUCGGCGACUUAAUUGUUGUUGUGACUGUUGUAGAGAGUGGAGAUGAGUUGCUGUUUCUCUCAAGUCAGCUUGUUCUGUGAGUUUGUCGUUGGAUAUGUCGUUUCAUGUGUGCAAAUAUAUUUGUGUUUCUUUUAGGCUUCUAAUUCCAAGCUUUGUCCUUUUUCUU
Coffea eugenioides is the source of this 780-nucleotide messenger RNA. Its product is annotated as oleosin 1-like. NCBI's taxonomy places the organism in Eukaryota, Viridiplantae, Streptophyta, Magnoliopsida, Gentianales, Rubiaceae. The transcript has 2 exons. The record is from RefSeq and is a predicted model, not a curated record. The coding region runs from base 101 to 529 and encodes 142 amino acids. Gene Ontology annotation, biological process: lipid storage; sexual reproduction. Gene Ontology annotation, cellular component: monolayer-surrounded lipid storage body; membrane; extracellular region.